CCGGGCUCUAAAGCAUUAUCCUUUCCACCUACCGUCACCAUAUCAUAUAUAUGGACUACCCAUGGGAUGAAGAUGUUCCCUAUCGAUUUUGGGGUCAAAAGGUCAAAGGUCAAGCACACUGGACAUUGAAGUAGCAAUAUGGUUUCCGGGCUCUAAAGCGUUAUCCUUUCCACCUACAGUCACCAUAUCAUAUAUAUGGACUACUAAUGGGAUGAAGAUGAUCCCUAUCGAUUUUGGGGUCAAAAGGUCAAAGGUCAUGCGCACUGGACAUCAAAGUAGCAACACUCAGAAAAGAGGUAGUUUAUACCUAUUACCAACACCCUUUGGGAGAUUGGGGUAAGCGGGGGGUAUUCUUAGUGAGCAUAGCUCACAGUACCUCUUGUUAAAAUUUGUGAAAUUCAUGGCCCCUGGAUCAGGGGUUCUGGUGCUAGGGUGGGGCUCUAUAAGUCAUAUAGUGAAAAUGCAUUAUUUCUUUGAAAAUCUUCUUCUCUGUCCUUGGGUAUUAAGUAGACAAACCAAUAGCAUGGUUAUGAUGAGCAAGGAUGCCUCUUUCAAAAUUGUGAAAUUCAUGGCCCCUGGGUCAGGGGUUCUGGUAUUAGGGUGGGGCCCUAUUGAUCAUAUAGUGAAAAUGCAUUUUAUUUCUUUGAAAAUCUUCUCCUCUGCUGCUGGGUAUUAAGUAGACAAACUAAUAGUAUGAUAAUGAUGAUCAAGGAUGCUUCUUUCAAAACUGAAAUUUAUGGCCCCUGGGUCAGGGGUUCUGGUGCAAAGGCGGGGCUGACCACAUAGCUAUUCAAUGUUUCUUCCAUCCAAAAGUAAAAUUCUUAUAUUUAAACACAAACCUAAUUCAAACAUUGGAAGGUUGUUACAUGAUACUCAGGUGACCUAUAAGGCCCCUGGGCCUCUUGUCUAUUCAGGGAUCAAUAGGCAUUUUUUUUUUAAUUGCUGACUUUGUAGCAGGUAUGAAAGAAGAACUGGAAUGGAUUUUCUUUAUGGUAUCUACAACAUUGUCACAGCCUGGCUGUGGCUUUGGACUUAUGACCUUUGACCUAGAAAUCAUAAGCAUCUUCCUCUCCCUGUCAACUAUAGCAUCUUGGUAGCAAGUAUGAGACUGAUACCAUAAAAGUAAUCCUAAUGUGGUAUCCUUGUGAUUAGUUCCGAUAACCUUGACCUAUGACCAUUUGGCAUAGAAGUCAGUAAGCAUUUCUUCACCUGUCAUCAAUGUAGCAAGUAUUAGACCGACAGGGGAUGCUUACUCCUCCUAGGCACCUGAUCCCACCUCUGGUGUGUCCAGGAGUCCGUGAUUGCCCAACUAUCUAUUUUGUAUUGCUUGUAGGAGUUAUGAGAUUGAUCACUGUUCGUUAUCUUCACCUUUCACUGAUAUCUUGAAAUGCAUUUUUAGCUCACCUGAGCUGAAAGCUCAUGUGAGCUUUUCUCAUUAGAAUUUAUUGAUCUGUGAAAUAUUGACCUUCAUUUUGAUAUUUCAACGUCUCAAAAACCACUACACCAAUUUCAACUAAACUUUGCACAAAGCAGCCUUGAAUUAAGUGGAUUCAAGUUUAUCAACAUGACAGAUCACACCCCCAUCUGAAGGAAUUAGUAAAUAAUUAGAGGAAUGUUUGAAAGAUCUUAACAAGAAUUGCUGGUCCAGAAAAGCCACAACCUCUCCAUGGAAAUUUCAAUGUUCAGUUUAUGAUCCUUAAAUUCAAGGUAGGGUCACAUUAGGGUUUUAUGAUUUUACAUAAGAAUAUUAAUAGGAAAAUUUUUAAAAACCUUUUCUCAAGAACUACAUUGAAGGAUAUAAUAUGUGUAAUUGAUAUGCUAGAAUCCUGAUGUUUGUUAGUGUGUUGUUUUAGUCCCAUUGGAGAAUUUUUCACACAUGUCAAAAGCUUUAGGUUAAAUGCCACACAUUCUAACCUAUGCAUGGUGCUUAUGGCUGUGGCAGUGAAGGUUCUUUAUCCUUCCAAUUCCCACUGUGACAUGGAUCGAACCUCCAUUUGAUUUUAAAAUCUGAAAGAUAUUGGCUUCUACUUCGUUCUAAUACUGGCCACUUGGCGAAGGAACAGGCUAUGUUAAACACCUUGGGUUUGACGUGGUGCUAAAAUUGAGAAUUGGAUACAGACCUCCCAGUUGUGAUGCAAGUGCCCUAACCACUAUCAGUACUGUAUUAAGUGGUAAAAUCUUGAUUAAGUGUAUGUAGGUUUAUAUUUGUUCACAUCAUGACCCAUGUGUUCACAGGUGAGUGAUGUGGCCUCUGGGUCUCUGCUUUAUAUGGUGUCCAUAACAUUUCUUUGGAUGUGCUAAAUACACAUAAUCACAUAUUUGUAUGUUUCUAUAUUAUAUAAGCUAGUAUAACCCUUGCAAUGGGUUGGACAAUAAAGCAAAAGUUGCGCUUAAUAAAUGUGACUUUGAUAUGAAAUGUCUUGAUGGUGUGAACCUGCAUUUUGAAUUAAAUGUAUAGACCUAAUCUCUCUCGUAGUAGCUCUAUCUCAUGUAAUGCUAUUGAGAGAGAAUUCUCUAUCUAUGUAAAGACAACUCCUACUGUAAAUACAAGAGAAGUGUUAAAGAGAGAUAACUCAUUCUCUACAGAUGUGCACACUUUGCAAAUGACAUAUGUUCUUUGAUACAUAUAUAUCGUGUAAAGUACUAAAAAGGCUAUUUGUAGAUGAACAAAACAAAUAAGUGCAUAUACAUGUAAAAUAAAAUCUAUACAGGAAUAUGCAAUUUCAACUUGUGCAUAGUAUGAUUUAAAACAACAUAUUAGAUAAGAUAACAUUGAUUAAAAAUCCCUCCCUAGACAAUGCAAUUUUCUGAUACAAAAAAUAUAAUGUAAUUAAAUGAAUUAAAAAAAAAAAAAAGAAUGAACAGAUUAAUAAUGAAUAAAAAAGUAGAUAAAGCAAGAUUCAAAUAAAAAGGGUUUGUACUCAUUUUAAAAUAUUGCAAAGCUGUCAAGAUUUACAUUCCUGUCUGAUCUUAUUAGUAAUCUCAGGUGUUGUUGUUAGAUAUAAUUUUAUAGUUUUACAUAAUCACAGCAAAUCUACACCACCCUACAGUCAUUUUCUUUGGUAUUCAAUUUGUAUUGGCCAUAGGAGUGUGUAAAAUACCUGUGACCUUUAACCCCCAUGUGAUGUCAUCCAGGUAAAUCUGCUGCCAUUGAAUCAUGACUAGAGAGAUAUUAAUAUAACUAGUAGUGUAAAGAUAACAUAGGUGAAUACAACUGAAACAAAAGCGUGGAGGAGAGAUUACGUGGAGGAUAAUUAGUUGAACGGAAAGUUUACACUUUGUCAUUGCUAGACAGUGGUUGAAUAAUGUCAGAAGAAUGAAGAAUUUGUGGGAUAUGGAGAAAGUUAUGCACAUCUGUCACUCGCUGUCUACUUAGGAUGCUAAGCAUUUUCAUUCCACCUGUGUGAAAAUUUCAGAACAUUUUUUCCUCUCUUUUUGAAUGGAUUUAUUGGAUUUUUGAACUUUGGGAAUCUAAACCUUUUUUCUAAAGGAAGAAAUAACGAAUACAAUUUUUUUUAUUUAUUUGGAAAUUAUUUUCUUUAUAUGAGACUUAGUGUGAAGUGAUCAGUGGUGUAUGUUCUGUGUUAUCCCAGUACAAAUCAAUGUUUUCAUAUAAAUUAAUCCUAACAGAAUGGGAUAAUAUUUUAAAUUCAUGUUGAAUUGAGCUUAAUAUCGGAGGACUACCUGUGAUUUUGUCAUGAUUCGAGGGAAGCGGGAGGGCCAGGGAUAUGCCUCCUGGUUCAUUGGACUGGACAAUGAAAUUGAGUCUAUAGGACCAGCUCCCAUUUCAACGACGACACUAUCUCGUGCAUCCUCUGUGGAGACGCUGAACCAUAGCAACCGAAAAAACUACUACAACAACAGCACUGCAGAAGUGCAAGUGGACAAUAUUCCCAAAGAGAAAAGCAAAGAAGACAUCUACAAAGAAGCUUUUGAACACUACAAAGAAACAGAGGAAAAGAAAUUUAACUCCAAGUUUAGCUCUUUUCUUCAUGACUUACAUCAGUCUCUAGAACAACCUGUUCUCAAUGGAGGGUCUAGUUAUGGAAGUACCUCCUAUGGAGAAGUUUUGGAAAAGUACAAGUCACGAUUACGAGAACUGCUGGUUGGUGUUUCACAGCGUUUGGAAAUGGCUGUUGAAAGUUUUGACAGCAACCCUUGCCAGUCAGCCUCAGAUACUUCCCAGAAAGUGAAGAAGCUGGUCUCCAAAUUAGUGGAAGAGAGUUUUGGAGAAUCCAUAGAUGUUACAUCUGAUGAAGCUGUGUCUGAUUUGUCCUCAUUAUCAGACGAUUCUUGUGACAACCAAGUUAAAUCAUUCGAAGAUCAGCUCGCUCAUGCUGUGGUAGCCAGGGUACUAGAAAAUUUUGGUAGAGAUAGAAAUAUAGACAUUCCAUUAGACUACAUUGAUGGUAAUGCUUUAACAAAUCAAGUGACGGAUGGUCGAUCUCAUGACUCGGACAACAAAUCUCACCCCGAUCUCACAAGCCGAGGUGCCUCAUCAGAUGAGGAGAACAGUGUGGUGACUAAAGUUGAGCGCCGCUCGCACUCAGGAUACAGCGAUUCUGGAAGAUUAGACGUUGAUGAUUUAGAUGUUAGUGAUUCUGUGAGUGAUUCAGAAAAUAGGUUACAUCCAGCAGAUGAUAGUGUUUCUAGGGAUGUAUUAAGACCAGUAUGUGGAACCUUAGAUGACAGUAGUUUCGAAGUGAUAAGUGUAAAAGACUUGGACCUUGAAAAUCAUGAGGAUCUAGUGGCUUGUGAGAAGGUGGAUCAGAGAAUUUCAGGAGAGGUAGAAGAAGAGGACAUAACCACAGAAAGUGUUCACACCAAUAACAUACAUCAGGACUUUGAAGAACUCAGACGUAUUGCCAAAGAUAUCCAAUCACCUCGACAUGAGCUUCAGACUCAUGAAAUUCAGGAAGAGAUUGAAUUUGAUGAGGAACCGAUUGAACCUGUGACUGUGAAUCGUGAGGAAUCAAAGAGUGAAUUUGUGUCGCGGUUGUCUACCUAUGACCGUUUGCAUGACACUGAGAAAUACUUACUCCCCGACUUCUCAGACGAUUAUGAAGACAAUGAAUUUUUCCAAAAUGAGGUUGACCCAGAUUUGUUAUCCAUGAAUCUUGCUCCGAUCCUUGAGGAGGAUGAGGAGAAUUACCAGGAGGAGGAAAAUGAGGAAGAAACUUCUUUAAACUCCAGGUCCACAGAAGAGAGGAGUUGGCGUGACAACUGGAUCUUUAACCGAUCUAACCUCUCUCCAUACUCCAGUCUGGGGGGUGGGGGGCUAGCGGGGAGGACCCUGGAUGAGGUAUACCUUACUGUUCCUCAGCCAGAUGAUGAUAUUGCAGCUAGGGUGGGAAACAGUGCUGAUGAGCAGGCAGAUUCCAGGGAUGUUGAUCAAAUGUCUGAUGACCUGUCUGAAGGUCACGAAGAAAAUUUAAUAGAUGAUGAAGUAUCCUUCUUUGCCAAAUCUGUGGAUGAAAUAGCCAGAAUCACAACCCGGAUGACAUCAUCAUCCCCAUACCUCCGCCCAUUGUCCUCUACCAGUGUGCAGACAAUAGAUUCAGACACUUCAAUUAGACACACCUCUGUCUCCAAAAAGUCCAGCGCCAGUAGAACUGAGCCCACCUACAUAGAGGAACUGAUUCCAGCGGAGGGAGAUGACCCAAAAUUUGAUAUCCCACCAGAAAGUGUGACAAUUAAGGAGGGGGAACCAGCUAAAUUUAGCUGCAGAGUCAGUGGAACUGAACCAAUAGACGUGAUAUGGUACAAAGUAGAGGAUGGUGAUUUACAGCAAUUGGAGGAUUCAGAGGAUUAUGAGUUCACUCAGGACAACAACAGACAUGGUGCUACGGUGUUCAACACUGCCAAGAGUAUGGCAGGACAGCUGAUGUGUAUGGCCAUUAAUGAAAAGGCACACUGCUCUCAGUCCUUCAUACUCAAAAUUAGAAGUAAUAACCAAGAAAUGAAGAAACCCGAGUUCUUGAAAGAAAUUGAAGAUCAAGAGGUUAAGGAAGGUCAUCAUGUCAAAUUUAGGGCAAAGGUCAAAGGUUAUCCACUUCCAAGAGUUGUCUGGUACAAAGAUGGUAACCUGCUGAAAAAUGAUACAAACUACAAAAUAGAAAAGUUUGGAAAUAGAGAUUACCUUUUGAAUAUAGAAUAUGCAACCCCUGACGAUGAUGCAGAAUAUUGGGUUGUUGCCAAAAAUGUUGCAGGGGAGACAAAAUCCACAGCCCAGUUGAUUGUUCAGUCCAAAGAACUCGAUGCCUCCCCCAAGACAAAUGUGAUGAUAAACUCCACACCAAUCAAAUCCAAGGAUGACCAACAACUGUCCAACAUGGGGCGAAAGCUGUUCAUGACCCACGAGAAAGUCCAGGAGGAAACCCAAAGCAUGGUGGAAUCUGCCAACAAACUGGCAGAAAUGCACUCCUCACUGGAUCAGUUUGAUGCCAUGCUCUCCUCAUUUGAGGCUGAGAUGGAAGUGUGUGAGUCAUCAACUCCUCGCCCUCCUCCUCCCUCAGAGUUUGCUGAUGAGGAUGCUCUGCUUAAGCAUGAUCUGCGUGAGGGUGUGGAGAGUUAUAACAGCAUGAAGGAUGCAGCAUCAAAUAUACGUAAUACCACCUCAUCUGCCUUACAACUGUUGAAAUCCACAGAAAAUCUCAUCAAUACCCAACCAGAUGAAGAUUUAUUUGCAACAAGCUCUCCACAGGAGAGCACACUAUCUCCCACAUCACAGCAGGACCAGGUUAAUAACAAUGUCCUUAUGGACAUUGAAAUAAAUGCAGAAAAUGUUGUAUCAGAAUCUGUAACAAAUGUCCCACACUUUAUGAAGUCUAAUGAGAAAAAUGCAGAAAAUAUUAUAUCAGAACCAAUAACAAAUGUCCCACACCUAGAUUUAUCUGAACACUCGGAAAUGACAGACAAUGAUCAUGUGACCUAUGAAACUGUGAAAGAACCUGCCUCAAGGAUACUUCAGAAAUCUGUGAUAGAGACUAGGUUAUCCAAUGAGGAUGAAGAACCAUCAGUAGUGAACUUUGGUCCGAAGGAGAUAUCUGAGGAAUUGUAUGGACGAGACUUUUAUGUGCAGGGUGAGAAGAAAAAUUCUCCUCGACACUGGGAGGUUAAAGUACCGCAGUUUUCACCCCGAGGAAGCAGAGUUGUGCCCCAGGAGAGUCUCCAGGCAACUGAGGAGGAGAUAUACAUUGCAUUUGGCCACAUCUGUAAUUUGGAGGAAAAAAUUCAGAACCUAGAAUAUAGCUUAAAACACACUCCUCUGUCACAAAAGAGAAAACUUGAAGACCUAGAGGAUGAAGUGGCUUUAAUUGUGGCACACACAAAUCUCACGGAACAGCGUGUUGUCAAUGUGGAGCGACAGUUGGAUUUGAACAGCUGUCCGUCUAUAACCACUGGACACACAACAGAAGAGAGCAUCAGCAGCCUAUCCCCAAGUCUCUCCAUAGACUCGGGAUUUUCCUCCAUCCGAGAAAAACCCCAACAGACACAGAUGUUUGGUGAGUCCAGUGAGAUGGACAUUCCAGAGAGUCGCACAGAAUUCAACGAGGAAAUGGGAGUUGCAGAGCUACCAUCUGUGAACCGCCUGAAGGCCCUGUUCAGCACUGGGAAGGGAAACGACUCUUCAUCAGUGAAGCGGUUUGAAAAUGUUCUAGACUCAGGGGUACACAGCAUAACUGGUCGUAGUGUCCCCAAAGAGAAACUUGAAAAAUACAGGAACUCCUCAUCCCCCAUGACAAAACCUAUUCAAUCCCCAGAUGCAUCUACCCCAGGAAAGAGUACUUUGACUGUGACCUUGAGCUCAAAACAUCCAGGGACAAAACAGAUUAAUGCUGAACCCACCCAGAUCUUUCCUGAAAAGAAAGGAGAAUUUUUCCCUGAAUUUUCACAUGAGAAAUCUUGGAGUGACACUGUCAAGUCUACAAAGGUAGUAACUAGUACAAAAACCAAAGCUGCCCCUCCACCUCCUUUAUCACAAACUAAUCAGCCAACAACUGCAGGGUCAAGGACACAUGAUCAGAGUGACACUGGGUCAAGGUCAAAUGUGCAGUCCCAUAAUGCACCUAAAGCAUCAUCUUCAGUUUCUCAACCUAAAGGCAAAACAAGAAUAAGGUUCGGGUGUACAACGGCUAGAGCCUCAUUCUGGGAGAAGCGUAUUCAUGGAGAAGAAACGAAAGAGGAAGACUUUCCAGAUAUGGUUGAACAUGUUGAUGAAUAAAUGACAAUUUUUUUAUGAAAUCAGGGAACAGGACUCGUACAUUCUACAUUAUAUAACAUAGUAUAACCUAAUACUAAUACAUUCGUAACACUCAUUUCUGCUGAAUAUAUUCUUAUAGAUAUUAUAUGUCUUGCUGUGGAAUGAGACAAACUAUUCAUAAAAUAUCCUAUGACAAUAUAUGCAAUAUUAUUGGUUUAACAUAUUACUGAGUACCUUAUUUUUAUAUUGGAUAUAAUCAGCACGAUACUGUCAUUUAACUAGGCUAAUCGGUGCAUAUUUUUCUUUGUUCACCUGAUUUACACUGUAAUGGAGGGUUUGUACAAGGAGAAGGGUCCAGGACUGGUAUUCUGGUGCACUGUGAUGUAGUAUUGAAGUGGAAAGUUGUAUUAAUAUUUUGUAUGUAUUUUCUUCCCCAACUACAUACUAAGUACAUGUAGAUGUUAACAGAGUUCAAAGAUAAACUGUUAACUUCAUUUUUAUUUUAUUUUUUACUGGAAAUGAAUUAUUUUCAACUGCUGUGAAUUUGUGUACAUAUAAUAUGAAAAUUUCUAUUGUACUCUUGAUUGUUCAAUGUCUAUUGUUAUUUAUAACCAAUGAUAUUUUCUCUUACAUCUUGAUAUUAUACAUUCCUAUGGGUAUCAUGUUAACUAGCCUUUGAUUGAUUCAUAUCAUUGUACUUUUUAUCACAUUGAUACAUAUCAAUCAAACUUUCAGAAAAUAGAUACUUCUACUAUAUGAUAUAAAGUGCAAUACAUACAUUUAAAUUUUCAUUAAAAUAAUAUUUUUCAGUACAA
Molecule: messenger RNA, 9018 nt
Organism: Ostrea edulis (European flat oyster)
Lineage: Eukaryota; Metazoa; Mollusca; Bivalvia; Ostreida; Ostreidae
Product: titin homolog
Exons: 20
Coding region: 3698-8224 (1508 amino acids)
Biological process (GO): intracellular protein transport; homophilic cell-cell adhesion
Cellular component (GO): cortical actin cytoskeleton; plasma membrane
Molecular function (GO): actin binding; myosin binding; small GTPase binding
Source: RefSeq, a predicted model, not a curated record